UGACGUAGGUGUAUUUUAGUUGCUAAAAAAUCUGGUAAUAAUAACAUGUAAAAACGACUAAAAAAAUUGAUCUUAAUUUGACUGUUACUGCAAUAAUAACGUAGUGAAAAAAAUUGAAGGUUUGAAUAAUGCUAUCUUUUUUGUUGAUUAUACCAUACAUGUAAAAAAUGUGGCGUUGAUCAACUUCAGCAGUGUUAGAUUGAAAUCUCUAAAUAUGCAUGGAAUGUAAAUGGUUAUCAAUGCGGAACGGAUAUCAAAAGCAUGCAGACAUUUUUAUUUUAUAUUUUUAGCGAAAAAACCAAAUAUUGACUAACAAUUCAUGUGUUUGUCUCGUUUAUUAAAACAUUCAAUACACCUGUUACUAAAUAAACUAUUAUCACCCAUAUUUAAGAGAACUGGUAAUCGAGAACCCGGGAAUAAUAAUUCUUGUUGUGCCUGCACGGGGGCACAGAAUCUAUUACGGUACAAAUAAAGAGAUCGCUUGUUGGUGAAAUCGCAACUCUGACGACCCCCUAAAAGCGUAAAUAUGAAGUUAUUAACUAACAUAAACCCUGUACCAAGAGCGAUAACAGUUUUGGAAUCUUUUUCUUAUGUUUACGUUUUCGAUCAAAAUGAAAAACACAAGUGUAUUGAGAAAUGGAACGAACACAAGAUACGGCAGCUAUACUCAAAUCUUACAAGCAAGUUUUUUAUCUGUAGGGACGUUGGAUUUACUGUUAGUUCCACCCAUGUUUAUUCUUAAUAUUUUGUUUAUUUGGUUGAUCAAAAAGCAUCCAACAUUGCAGUCCAACCCAAACAAAUUGUUGACGCUUCUUGCGCUGACUGAUUUAUUCAACUGUUCAGUUUCGCAAGUGUGUUUUGCAGUGGAAAGUAUUCUUCUAAGCCGUGGACUGUUUUACUUGAAUUUUGAUAAAAUUGUAGCUUGUAUUGCAUACUCAGUAACUGGAGCUUCUUUUUUCAGUGUUAUUUUGAUAUCUGUUGAACGCUAUAUUGCCAUCGUUUUCCCAUUUUACUACAACAUGAAAUUCCGCUUGUCUCACUUGGUCAUACUUUAUGUUAUUCUAGUUUUGUCUUGGUUAACAACAGUUGUUAUCACGUUAACUGUUUGGCAUAUGAUGGCAUUUUAUAUAAUCGCUGCUUUAAUAAUCGCUUUUGGAUGUGGCGUCAUUUUUAUUUGUUAUGUCGGCAUCUUUUGUGUUUAUCGCCGUACUCAAAAAAACAUUAAAUUACCAUGUGGAAAUUACGAUGUUAAAAUAAAAGUGAAAAAUUACCGUACGGCGUUUAUAGCGGGGUUGGUGAUCAUGACUUUAGUAGUGUGCUACGCACCAUUUUUGAUACUUUCGUUUUUAAUGUGGAGACAAGUGGCGAUGAAGAUUUGGCUGAUUCUGCCGUGGACACAGACUGUUGCUUUGUUACCCGGACUCAUUAACCCGAUCAUUUAUUACUGGCGUUUAAAAGAAGUCCGUGCAAAAUUUUUACGUUUGUGGAGUAACUUGCAACCUUUUCACAGGUCACGUGAAAGAUGUCGUCCCUUUUAUUUGCCGUCUCGAAAUCAAAUCAAUCUUCAAUUGAAUAAGCUUGAGGAAAAGAAUUCAGAAUGCAAGAUUUAGAUGAGCGGACACACUUUGCGAAUAUUUCCCAUCAUGCUUUUUUCACGAAGCUGUUCAAACUUGUUAAAAAAACGAAUGUUGUCAUCCAAAAAAUAUGUCGAAACACAAACAGAAAGUUAGUUAUCAUGUAGAAGCCACAAAAAAAGAAACAACUCGAAACAUAUUUUAUUUAUUAUAUCCAUGUUUAGACCAAGUUUCACUCUUAAAUGUUCUCGUAUAUUUUGACAGCCGUGCAACCCUUUCCCUCAAGGUUCCUGAAAACGGUUUGGAAUUCGUACCAUUUAUCCAGGUUUACCGUAAAUGCUCGAUUGAACGCCCCGGGCGCUUGUUUAAAAUUUGAUUUUUAGGAUGGGCACCUAUUCAAGAGGGGCGUUUAUAAAAAAGCUUUAUUUUUGUGCUAUGUAAUUGAUACAAGAGGUGAAGCUGCAGAAUAGGAUGGAUAUCUAACAGACGUUUAUUUAUGUUGAGAAGGAAAAGUAGAGUAGCUUGUGGUGAUUCAUAAAAUAGUUGUGUAA
Messenger RNA from Hydractinia symbiolongicarpus, 2125 nucleotides. Its product is annotated as adenosine receptor A3-like. The transcript has a single exon. NCBI's taxonomy places the organism in Eukaryota, Metazoa, Cnidaria, Hydrozoa, Anthoathecata, Hydractiniidae. Gene Ontology annotation, molecular function: G protein-coupled receptor activity. Gene Ontology annotation, biological process: G protein-coupled receptor signaling pathway. Bases 591 to 1610 code for a protein of 339 amino acids. Gene Ontology annotation, cellular component: membrane. The record is from RefSeq and is a predicted model, not a curated record.